AUGUCUCAGUGUGUGUGGGAAUUGUUAUGCGUUGAGAGAUCUUUCAUGAUAAAUAAUAAUAAAUCGAAAAAAAAUAAAAAUAUAACAAAUGAUUUUUCUACAUAUAAUUCCUUCCCUCAUAUAAAUUGGAAGGAAGACAAAGUUGACUAUGAUUAUACAGAAAAGAACUUGUUCAGAUUAAAAAAAAAAAAUAAAAAAAAUGAAUUAAAAUUUAAAAAAAUAAUCAACAAAUUCUUUAUAUCAGACAUGUCUAAAUAUGUAAAGGCCUAUGUAAAAAAAAAUGAUAGUAAUGUAAGAAGUGAAAUAGGUAUAACAUCAAAAAAAACACCCAAAUCUGAUGAAGAAAGGUUUUGGGUAAACAGCUAUAUUUACAAUUUUAUAAAUUAUUGUCUACUUACAUAUUAUGAUUGUAAGCAUUAUAUAAUUAUUACAUACAAUCAAAAUUUAAUACAAAAAUUAAAUGGCACAGGUUAUGGACAUUAUGGCGUAUAUUUUACAGACGGGAAAAAAAUUGGAGGACUAGGAAAUCUAUUUAUUAAUAUAAAACAAGUUAGACACAUUGGAUUUAGUGUUAUGAAAUCACUGCAUACAAGAAUAGCAUCAGAUAUAUCGGCUUCUAAUAAUGACGAAUCAUGUAGCUUUAUAGUUAUGUUAUAA
Messenger RNA from Plasmodium falciparum 3D7, 657 nucleotides. RefSeq lists its product as uncharacterized. Lineage: Eukaryota; Apicomplexa; Aconoidasida; Haemosporida; Plasmodiidae. The record is from RefSeq and is a predicted model, not a curated record.